AUGCCUGAGGGUCAGAUGCCGGAGAGGGUCAGAUGCCUGAAAGGGUCAGAUGCCGGAGAGGGUCAGAUGCCUGAGAGUCAGAUGCCGGAGAGGGUCAGAUACCUGAGAGAUGCCCGAGGGAGAAAAUACUGGUAUUGUUUUAUUCACAUCCUCAUCACCGUCAUCACAGAUUGUUUUGAUCCAUCCAAGACUGCCAUCAGUGUAUUGAAAAUCAAUCCUCCCAGCAACAGAGGUAAGCAGAUGAAGAACGAUGACGGGUACGCCUGCGUCACUGUCAAGCCUUGUACCUCCUACUCCUCAGUUGUACCCAGAACACAUAUGUACCCACAAACAGUUGUACCCAGAACACAUAUGUUCCCAGAAACAGUUAAACAGUUGUACCCAGAACACAUAUGUACCCAGAAACAGUUGUACCCAGAAACAGUUGUACCCAGAACACAUAUGUACCAAGAAACAGUUGUACCCAGAACACAUAUGUACCCAGGAACAGUUGUAUCUAGAACACAUAUGUACCCAGAAACAGUUGUACCCAGAACACAUAUGUACCCAGAAACAGUUGUACCCAGAACACAUAUGUACCCAGAAACAGUUGUACCCAGAACACAUAUGUACCCAGAAAAAACAGUUGUACCCAAAACACAUAUGUACCAAGAAACAGUUGUAUCUAGAACACAUAUGUACCCAGAAACAGUUGUACCCAGAACACAUAUGUACCCAGAAAGUUGUACCCAGAACACAUAUGUACCUAGAAACAGUUUUGUACCCAGAACACAUAUGUACCCAGAAACAGUUGUACCCAGAACACAUAUGUACCCAGAAAGUUGUACCCAGAACACAUAUCUCUUCCAACAGCAGCUGAUAAAGUUUUGA
Molecule: messenger RNA, 870 nt
Organism: Haliotis rufescens (red abalone)
Lineage: Eukaryota; Metazoa; Mollusca; Gastropoda; Lepetellida; Haliotidae
Exons: 7
Coding region: 1-870 (289 amino acids)
Source: RefSeq, a predicted model, not a curated record